AUGGAAAUUAACUAUAUAAAAAAUCCUUUUUGUUAUAAAAAAUAUGAAAAAGAACUACCAGUUGUUGUUUUAUUAACUGGUAGUAAUGAUCCUAAUUUGGAAAUAAUUUCAUGUCAUUGGAUUGAAAGAGGUUUUAAUUGUUUAAAAUGUUCACCAAUUAAUAAUUUAAGUGAUAAUUGUGAAGAUGGAAUUAUAGAAAUUGUAAAAUUUAUUGAUAAUUAUUUCCAAGGUGAUGAUGGAUUUCAUAGGAUUUUAUGUUUUCAUCAAAUUUCCAGUGGUUCAAUUUUAUUUGGAUUUUUAUUAAAAUAUAUUCAAGUAAAUGAACAAUAUUCUUAUUUAAUGAGAAUUAUUAGAGGUUCAUUAAUUGAUAAUAAUAAUCAUUAUCCAUUACCAUUACUAAAUGAUGGUAUUGAUAUGUUUCAAUCAUUUGAUAAACCAUUUUUUUUAGAUAUUAGUGAUUAUAGAUUUAAAAAUAAAUCAUAUUUUAAAUAUUUAAUAUCACCCUUAAAUACUUGGAAUCAUGUAAUUAUUCACUCAAAAAAUGAUACUACUCAAAAUCAAAAUUUUAUUAAUUCUUUUAUUAAAAGUGUGAAAUUUAAUUUACCAAAUCUUAAGCAUAUUUCCACCACCACCACUACCUCUACCACUACUACUACCGCAAUUAAUAAUAAUGAUGGAAAUCAAAUCUCUCAAAUAAAUACCUAUUCUAAAUAUCCUUUUGAAACAUAUUUAAUUGAAAAGGUAUUUGAUAUUAAUCAUAAUAAUAAUAAUAAUAAUAAUAAUAAUAAUAAUAAUAAUAAUAAUAAUAAUAAUAAUAAUAAUAGCUCCCAUUUUAAUCAAAAUCCAGGCGAAUAUCAAAAAGUGAUCAAUCAAUUAAUUGAUAUUGUUUAUAUGAAUCAAAAAAAAACAUUAAAUAGUAAAUUAUAG
Molecule: messenger RNA, 927 nt
Organism: Dictyostelium discoideum AX4
Lineage: Eukaryota; Evosea; Eumycetozoa; Dictyosteliales; Dictyosteliaceae
Exons: 2
Coding region: 1-927 (308 amino acids)
Source: RefSeq, a predicted model, not a curated record